CCUACAGCAGCUCCGGACCUGACCGCCUUCGGAGACCCACGCCAGUUCCCCGCGCUGCCCUCCAUCUCGGACCCCCGCAUGCACUACCCUGGCGCCUUCACCUACUCCCCGACGCCGGUCACGUCUGGCAUCGGCAUCGGCAUGUCGGCCAUGAGCUCGGCCACGCGCUACCACACGUACCUGCCGCCACCCUACCCCGGCUCGUCGCAGGCACAAGGCGGCCCUUUCCAGGCCAGCUCGCCCUCCUACCACCUGUACUACCGCACCUCAGCCGGCUCCUACCAGUUCUCGAUGGGGGGCGGCGAGCGCU
Messenger RNA from Tupaia belangeri chinensis (Chinese tree shrew), 310 nucleotides. Its product is annotated as runt-related transcription factor 1. Gene Ontology annotation, cellular component: nucleus. NCBI's taxonomy places the organism in Eukaryota, Metazoa, Chordata, Mammalia, Scandentia, Tupaiidae. The record is from RefSeq and is a predicted model, not a curated record. Gene Ontology annotation, biological process: neuron differentiation; chondrocyte differentiation; hemopoiesis. Gene Ontology annotation, molecular function: DNA-binding transcription factor activity, RNA polymerase II-specific; RNA polymerase II cis-regulatory region sequence-specific DNA binding; ATP binding.